Molecule: messenger RNA, 1059 nt
Organism: Branchiostoma belcheri (Belcher's lancelet)
Lineage: Eukaryota; Metazoa; Chordata; Leptocardii; Amphioxiformes; Branchiostomatidae
Product: angiopoietin-4-like
Exons: 3
Coding region: 185-1036 (283 amino acids)
Source: RefSeq, a predicted model, not a curated record
CAACUCAAAAAUGCAGAGGAAGAACAGCCCUUUGAGUCCACAGGAAUUAUAAUUAUAGCUCCUAUCCUGUAAGCAUCAGCAGAUCUGACAGAAAAACAAGUUUGCUGCGGCUAUAAAAGUGGUACAACCUGCCCAGGUAGAACACUACUGUACCUGCAGAAGUGGACAGGAGACAGAUCCAAGGAUGACUUCUAGCAUCAAACCAAAGUCCGGCCUGACCUUCAGUCUGGUGACUGUUAUGUUGCUUGUGGCUGGCAGCGUCACGUUUUCUGCUGAGAUUCCUCAACCACAAGCUGCUCAAGAUGAACGUUUGAACGGCCAGAGAAACGACCCCCCUCCCCCCGGUGCUGCUAACUUUGAGGACUGUGCAGAUCUCUAUGCUGUACUCUACUGGACCAACACAGUGCAGGACGGAGUCUUCCCCAUCAAACCUGAGUCUUCCACCGACCACUUUGACGUCUACUGUGACAUGACUACAGAUGGUGGGGGCUGGACUGUCAUACAGAGGAGGUUUGAAGGGAGACUGAACUUUGACAGGCGUUGGUCAGACUACAAAACUGGGUUUGGGAGGGUCGAGGGGGAACACUGGCUUGGACUGGAUAAAAUUCACAACCUGACAUCCCAGAAUAGCUAUGAGUUGUAUGUGGAGUUACAGGAUUGGGAAGGGAACUUUGCUCAUGCUAAAUAUGGUACAUUCAGCAUUGGGGAUGAGAGUACAGAUUAUACACUGAACAUUGGGGGGUACAGUGGGGAUGCUGGAGACUCUAUAAUGGGUCACCAUAACAGUAAGAAAUUCAGUGCUAGAGAUGUGGACAAUGACCGCAGUAGUGCUCACUGUGCUCAGUACUUGUCAGGUGGCUGGUGGUAUGCUGGUUGUGGUUACUCUGCCCUGAAUGGUCCCUACUACCAGCCAGAGGACUAUCAUGGUACUGACACAGGGUUUGGUGUUUUCUGGUAUCACUGGAAAGGUGGCUACUACUCACUGAAGGCCACCAAGAUGAUGGUGCGACCUCAAAACUUUAUCCGUAAACUGUAAAUGAAAUGCGGAUUCUUCUUUCA